Molecule: messenger RNA, 470 nt
Organism: Pyricularia oryzae 70-15
Lineage: Eukaryota; Fungi; Ascomycota; Sordariomycetes; Magnaporthales; Pyriculariaceae
Exons: 1
Source: RefSeq, a predicted model, not a curated record
GUCGCAUGGCAAGGAUGUGAUCCAGACGACACGUGGUACCCGGCUGAAAACUUCAAGAAUUCAGCGACAGCCCUUGACGACUUCCACAAGAAGUACAAAGAUGCCGCAGGACCGCCGAAGCGAUUGGCAAUCUGGAUAAAAGCCGCUGCCGAGGAUAAGUUGGACGAACCGAAUCAGGAGGAUAACGUGGCGGAGCAUGGAGAGUUAAACGGUAAAAGGAAAAAGCGACGACAUGGUUAACUUGACAAGAGCCUCGCAUGAUCUCCUGCGUCGACAUACGAGGUUUGGAAGGGGGUAGUGUGACAUUUGGACCAUGAGAUCACCAGACCCUAACCCUGACCCUGGACCAACGACCCACCAGGGUGAUACCUUUAUCGACGUCGCGUCAAGCUCAGAACUUUGUUUGUUUCCUUUCCUCUCCUCAGAGUAGAAUCUUCGUCGAUAGGCGCCAAUAGACUAGCUUCCGUGCU